AUGAGCGCUCUACUUCGAUCGUCCCUGCGUUUUAAACACAUGUCCGCCGUCAACCGUCUCACACAACAGCUUCGACUGCUGACCGCCUCCGCGCCUCUCAGCGCAGCCAACACCGCCGGCAAGGCUCCUUUCAAGGUCGCCGUUGUUGGUUCUGGUAACUGGGGAACCACCGUCGCCAAGAUUGUCGCCGAGAACUGCACUGCUCACCCCGAGCUCUUUGAGCCCGAGGUUCGAGUCUGGGUUCGAGAAGAGAAGGUCAACGGCAAGAACCUGACCGACAUUUUCAACGCUGAGCACGAGAACGUGCGAUACCUCCCUAAAAUCAAACUUCCUCACAACCUGAUCGCCGAGCCGGAUCUGCUCAAGGCCGUCGAGGGUGCCAACAUCAUCGUCUUCAACCUGCCCCAUCAGUUCCUGGCUGGUGUCUGCAAGCAGCUCAAGGGCCACGUCAACCCCAAGGCUAGAGCCAUCUCCUGCCUCAAGGGUCUAGAUGUCACCCCCCAGGGUGUUUACCUGCUCUCCGACGUUAUCGAGAACGAGACCGGUCUCCACUGCGGUGUUCUGUCCGGGGCUAACCUCGCCACCGAGAUCGCUCUGGAGAAGUACUCCGAGACUACCGUUGCUUACAACCGACCCAAGGACUUCUUUGGCGAGGGUGAUGUGACCAACGAUGUGCUCAAGGCUCUGUUCCACCGACCCUACUUCCAUGUGCGAUGCGUUCAGGACGUCGCCGGUGUCUCCAUCGGAGGUGCCCUUAAGAACGUUGUUGCCCUUUGCGCCGGUUUCGUCGAGGGCAAGAACUGGGGAGACAACGCCAAGGCCGCAAUUAUGCGACGAGGCAUGCUUGAGAUGAUCAACUUCUCCAAGCGAUUCUUCCCCGAAACUGAUAUUAACACUCUUACAGUCGAGUCUGCCGGUGUGGCCGAUCUCAUCACCUCGUGCGCUGGAGGCCGAAACUUCAAGGUCGGCCGAGCAUUCGGAAAGGAGAGCGGCUCCGGCAAGACCAUCCAGGACGUGGAGAAGGAGCUUCUCAACGGCCAGUCCGCCCAGGGCGUCAUCACAUGCAACGAGGUCCACGAGCUGCUCAAGAACAAGAACAUGCAGAAGGACUUCCCUCUGUUCGAGUCCACCUGGGGCAUUAUCCACGGUGAGCUCAAGAUUGAUGAUCUCCCCGAGAUUCUUUACCACGCCAACUAG
Yarrowia lipolytica CLIB122 is the source of this 1197-nucleotide messenger RNA. RefSeq lists its product as uncharacterized. Gene Ontology annotation, cellular component: glycerol-3-phosphate dehydrogenase (FAD) complex; nucleus; cytosol. Gene Ontology annotation, molecular function: NAD binding; protein homodimerization activity; glycerol-3-phosphate dehydrogenase [NAD(P)+] activity. NCBI's taxonomy places the organism in Eukaryota, Fungi, Ascomycota, Dipodascomycetes, Dipodascales. Gene Ontology annotation, biological process: carbohydrate metabolic process; glycerol-3-phosphate catabolic process. The record is from RefSeq and is a predicted model, not a curated record.